CCGGUUGUUUUAAGAGAUUGUUUUAAAGUAUAGAACAACCAAAUUUGUAUGUGGAGAAAAAAAGAAAGAUCUGAGAGAUGGAUGAAGAACUCAAGAACUUCAUCAAGGUUUGGGUUUCGGUAAUAAUCUCCGCAUCUUACUGUUACUACGUACCAACCAGAAUCAAAUCUGGUAUCUUUAGAUUUCUUUCUGUUCGUCCGGUUUGUGCUCUGUUUCUUGUUCUUCCUCUGUUUUUCUCCUCUGUUCACUUCUCUGGUUCCACAGCGUUUUUCCUCUCAUGGCUCGCCAAUGUCAAACUCAUACUAUUCUGCUUCGAUAAAGGCCCUCUUUUCCCACUUCCCUCAAAUCUCCCUCGAUUCAUCUGCUUCGCUUGCUUCCCCAUCAAGCUUCAACAAAACCCUAAGCAUCGAACCUUUUUGUUCAGAUGGGAAAACCCCAUUGAAGUUUUAUUUAGUAACCAAUUCGUCACUAAAGUUGUAAUCUUGGGUGUAGUGUUACAUUUGUAUAAUCUCAUACAGCAUCUAUAUCCCGUUGUGCUAUUGUUUCUGUAUCCUCUCCAUCUAUACUUGGUACUUGAGAUUCUCUUAAAGCUCGUCAACGCUUUCUUUUCUGUAGCUCUUGAUUGCGAACUCGAGCCACAGCUUAAUGAACCAUACUUAUCCUGUUCUCUUCGAGACUUCUGGGGUCACUUGUGGACACUCAUGCUCCCGACGAUCCUCCGGCCUGUCGUCUACGCUCGUCUGCAGCGAACCACCCAAGGGAAAAUGAACCCCGAUCAAUCUCUGUACUUGGGAGUUAUUGUCGCAUUCCUCAUCUCCGGUGUACUUCACGAGUUGCUCUUCUUCUAUAUUACCCGUGAGCCGCCUACAGGAAAAGUUACUCUCUUCUUCGUGUUACAUGGGGUUUGCAUUGUGGCGUACGACGCGAGGUUGAAGAAGAAGAUUAUACGGUGGACGGGGUUUGAAUUUGGACCGUGUUUGAUGUUACAAGUGGUGGUUAUGGGGUUUGUCGUUGUGACUGCUGGUUGGUUGUUUUUCCCACCUCUUGUCAGGACCGGCGAGACUCAGAGAUUCGCUAACGAAGCCUUGUUCUUCAUUGGUUUCGUCAAGCGCAAGUUUUUUACUUUUGGCUCGAUUAUGAAUCAUUCUUGCAAUAUCAUGAGUAAGGGAUUUAUGUAUUUAUGUAGCUCGAUUAUCAAAUCAUAG
Molecule: messenger RNA, 1205 nt
Organism: Camelina sativa (false flax)
Lineage: Eukaryota; Viridiplantae; Streptophyta; Magnoliopsida; Brassicales; Brassicaceae
Product: long-chain-alcohol O-fatty-acyltransferase family protein / wax synthase family protein
Biological process (GO): lipid metabolic process
Source: RefSeq, a predicted model, not a curated record